This is a messenger RNA of Dromiciops gliroides (monito del monte), 891 nucleotides long. Its product is annotated as pleiotropic regulator 1-like. Gene Ontology annotation, molecular function: protein binding. Gene Ontology annotation, biological process: mRNA splicing, via spliceosome. The annotation marks the transcript as partial. Lineage: Eukaryota; Metazoa; Chordata; Mammalia; Microbiotheria; Microbiotheriidae. Gene Ontology annotation, cellular component: Prp19 complex; catalytic step 2 spliceosome; precatalytic spliceosome. The record is from RefSeq and is a predicted model, not a curated record. The transcript is spliced from 2 exons.
AUGGCUGGGAGGUGUGGGGAGAAGGAGCUAAGAACUGUAAAGAUCUGGGACCUGGCUAGUGGCAAAUUAAAGCUGUCAUUGACUGGACAUAUCAGUACUGUGGGAGGAGUGGCAGUAAGUGCAAGGAGUCCCUACCUCUUCUCCUGUGGAGAAGAUAAACAGGUGAAGUGCUGGGAUCUUGAAUACAAUAAGGUGGUCAGGCAUUAUCACGGACAUCUAAGUGCAGUGUAUGGUUUAGAUUUGCACCCAACCAUCAAUGUACUUGUGACUUGUAGUACAGAUUCAACUGCAAGGGUAUGGGAUGUGAGGACAAAAGCCAGUGUACACACAUUGGCAGGGCAUACAAAUGCAGUGGCUACAGUCAAGUGUCAAGCUGCAGAACCACAGAUCAUUACAGGAAGCCAUGAUUCAACCAUACGAUUAUGGGACUUAGUGGCAGGAAAAACACGUGUCACACUAACGAAUCACAAAAAAUCAGUUAGGGCACUGGUUUUGCAUCCAAGACUGUACACAUUUGCAUCUGGUUCUCCAGAUAAUAUCAAACAGUGGAAAUUCCCUGAUGGAAACUUCAUCCAAAACCUUUCUGGUCAUAAUGCUAUAAUUAAUGCACUGGCUGUGAAUUCAGAUGGAGUGCUGGUAUCUGGAGAGGAUAAUGGCACUAUGCAUCUCUGGGACUGGAGAACUGGCUAUAAUUUCCAAAGAGUACACGCAGCUGUGCAGCCUGGAUCUUUGGACAGUGAAUCGGGAAUAUUUGCAUGUGCAUUUGACCAGUCUCAAAGUCGAUUACUGACUGAAGAAGCUGAUAAAAUCAUUAAAGUCUACAGAGAAGAUGAUUCAGCCAUGGAGGAAACUCAUCCUGUCAGCUGGGAACCAGGAAUUAUCAAGAGAAAA